Molecule: messenger RNA, 1137 nt
Organism: Gamsiella multidivaricata
Lineage: Eukaryota; Fungi; Mortierellomycota; Mortierellomycetes; Mortierellales; Mortierellaceae
Product: pyrroline-5-carboxylate reductase
Exons: 5
Coding region: 134-1084 (316 amino acids)
Biological process (GO): L-proline biosynthetic process
Molecular function (GO): pyrroline-5-carboxylate reductase activity
Source: RefSeq, a predicted model, not a curated record
GAGUGAGUCAAAGCUCUUUUACCCCACAACGGUCUCUCUCUCUUCAAGGUCUUCAAGGUCGGGUUCUUUCUUUUCCUCUCCUCGCCCGUCGUCUUCUCCUUCUUGCUUGCUGAUCGCAUUUCGUAACAGAGCCAUGCCCAUCAACAACCCCACCAUCUGUAUCCUCGGAUGCGGCACCAUGGGUAUUGCCAUCAUUCGCGGCACACUCGAUUCUAUCGCCGGAGCAGAAUCCGUCCAGUCCUCGCCAAAGAUCUCGUCCUCAACAACUGCAACAGGCGCAGCCAACGACCUUUCUUCUACUUCGUUGCCAGAGGAGGAGGACAGUUUGUUACGUCCUGCUGGAUUCAUCGCAUGCGUUAGUCAUGAGGAAUCGGCUGCCAAGCUAAGUAAGGUCCUCGGAAGCCAGGUCAAAGUUCUUUAUGGUGCUGAUGGGAAUGUGCAGGGAGUGUCAGAAGCCGAUGUUGUUCUGCUCUGCACAAAGCCGCAAGUAGCCAAGGCCGUCCUUUCGGAGCCAGGGAUCAAGGAAGCAUUGACUGAUAAACUGGUCAUCAGUAUCUGUGCCGGAGUCACGAUUACUCAAUUGCAAUCCUGGACCACUCCCACCACGACCGUCAUCCGUGCCAUGCCAAACACACCUUGCAAAAUUCGCGAAGGAAUGACGGUCAUCUCCUGUGGUCCCAACACCGACAUCCAAUCCAUGACUUUUACUUCCAAGAUCUUUUCGACACUCGGUCGCUGCAGGAUUCUGGAUGAAAAGCACUUGGACGCCGUAACCGCGCUCGCAGGAAGUGGGCCAGCAUUUGCAUGUGUGAUGCUGGAGGCAUUGGCAGAUGGUGGAGUGAUGAUGGGCCUGCCUCGAGAUGUUGCUACAGAACUCGCUGCACAAGUUCUCCAAGGUGCGGCGAGAAUGGUACUCACGACAGGCGCACAUCCAGCGGCAAUCAAAGACUCGGUGACAACCCCUGGCGGAUGCACGAUCGCGGGUCUCUUGACGAUGGAGGACGGCAGGAUCCGCUCGACGCUGGCGAGGACCAUCCAGGAGGCCGCGACUGUAGCCUCGACCCUUGGACGCGACAAGAAGUAGAUAACAUUUGGCAUUAUCUGUGGUGUAAAAUAAAAAGGACUCUGGAUCGUUUA